Drosophila obscura is the source of this 1159-nucleotide messenger RNA. RefSeq lists its product as uncharacterized. The transcript has a single exon. Bases 158 to 1024 code for a protein of 288 amino acids. NCBI's taxonomy places the organism in Eukaryota, Metazoa, Arthropoda, Insecta, Diptera, Drosophilidae. The record is from RefSeq and is a predicted model, not a curated record.
CCCAAAAAGUUUUAAUUUCAAAGAGAAAGUGCGUUCGUGCGGUAGCCAAAACCAAACAAAAAAGUGCACAGCCCUCGAAGGACUAUAAACAACCAACAACCAACAACAACAAGUGCAAAAACAAACAACAACAAACCCAAAAACCCAAAAAGCAAAAAUGGCAAACAAUAAAGUUAUUUUCGGUGUCUUGUGUUUGGUCACACUGGCCGCAGCCCUUCCGGCCGAGGAGACGCGCGGCCAUGCCCGCAACGCAAUCGGCGGCGAGAACGACAUUAUGGAUAGCAUCUACAGCGACUGCCUGAGGAAGGAUUCGGUGUCGUGCGUCAAGUACAAGCUGUUCAACUUCGUGGACAAGGUGCUCGGUGCCCGCGACCAGUUCGCCCUCACCGAGGGUGUGACCGUUGUCCGAUCCGCUGAUGCCCCAGCGCAGGAGGCCGCUCGCUCCAUCUCCGGCGACGAGUCGUUCGAGUCCCUGGCCCUCAACCGCAUCAGCAGCUUCCUGAACUCGCACACCAUCAAGGUUGAGCUGAAGGGCGCCGAUAUUGUCCAGGCCGUCAGCUCCACCGGACGCGCCCUCGAGGAUGCCUCCGAGUCUCUGUUCGGCAGCAACGACCCCAACGCCCCCGAGGAGAGCCGUGGCAAGAAGAAGAAGGCCGCCAAGAUCCUUGGCCCCAUUCUGGCUCUGGUUGCCCUGAAGGCCGCCGCCCUUCUGCCCCUGCUGCUUGGUGCCAUCGCUCUGAUUGCCGGCAAGGCCCUGCUCAUCGGUAAGAUCGCUCUGGUGCUGUCCGCCGUGAUCGGCCUGAAGAAGCUGCUCUCCCAGGAGAAGCACGUCACCUACGAGGUGGUCGCCCAUCCCCAUCACAGCAGCAGCCACUCGGCCAGCCACGACGCAUACGGCAGCGGCUACAGCGCCGAUGCGGGCGGCGCCUCCUCUGCUUCGUACGGCAGCAGCGGCCAUGGUGGCUGGGGACGCUCCAUCGAUGCCCAGGAUCUGGCCUAUGGCGCCCAGAAGCCCCAGGCCUAAGUCAGCGAGAACAACAACCUGAAGCAACCAACCACAACCACAAUCAACAACCAUAUUCACAAGAAGAAGAACAUCACAAAAACGACUUGAGCCACGGCGCUCGUAAGAGACUCUUGAAUAGGAGAAACAUAUUAU